This is a messenger RNA of Histoplasma mississippiense, 405 nucleotides long. RefSeq lists its product with no specific name. The record is from RefSeq and is a predicted model, not a curated record. NCBI's taxonomy places the organism in Eukaryota, Fungi, Ascomycota, Eurotiomycetes, Onygenales, Ajellomycetaceae. Gene Ontology annotation, biological process: mycotoxin biosynthetic process. Bases 1 to 405 code for a protein of 134 amino acids. The transcript has 3 exons.
AUGAAGGAUAUUGAUAUAGCGUAUGAAUCUGUCCUCUUCAAUGGCUCUUUCACGAAAGCAUCGAUUUACCGACAACCACCAGGGCCACUGGUCGAUGAAGCAUGGCUCGCUCUCGGCACGCGUUUCGCGUCAGUGCUUGUUCCGGAGGAUGAAGCAGAAAAUUACGGAAUUAAACAAGGGCAGGUGAAACGAAUGAAAGAGCAAGGUGGAGGCUUUUUCGCGCAUAUUGAGGUUUUUCAUCAUCUCCAUUGUGUGAAUUUGCUCCGUCAAACCUCACAUUUCAAUUUCGAAUAUUAUUCGAAGAUGGGGGGAGGGCCCUUUUUGGAUCCAGAGGAGAGGCUUAAAACACAUAUCGGUGCGUCAUGCCCAAUGAUCCCCAGAAAGAACAUGCCCAUUAACUGGUAA